AUGAAAACUUUAAUAUUUUGGUUCUUCUUGCUCGUUGUCUGUUCCUACUGUAAUCGGGAUUUUAAGUCUCUUGGCCGACAUCAAUGGCGCUGUAAAGAACGGCUUCGUGAGAAUGUGAACGAAAGGAACGAAGGCCCAACACUUGUCACAAACAAUCACGAUUUGACUCAAAGUAAUGCUGAGAUGGAUGAUGCUGCGUUGAGAAACCAAGGUCGUAUUUCAAACGUCGACUAUGUUAAAUGUUGUUGCGGCAAGAAAUGUAAAGGUUUGCGAGGCUUGAAGGGUCAUCAAAGAUCAUGUCGCUUCAUCAAAGGUAUGUGCUCUGAUUUGCUAUUGCCACAUGAAGGAGAAAUCACAAACGAACACGAUCAAAUAAGUGAUGUUGACGAAGAUAUAUUUAAUGGCACGCCUAUUUUAAAGCCGGGCGUUAAACUUCCAAAAACUGAACAUGAAUGGAAGGAGGAGGAUCUUUAUUUUAGAGCCGAGCUGCCUAUAUUCGAGGUUAGGGAAUGUUCGGUGAACGAUUGUGUUGACAAAAUGACGAAUUUGGUAUAUGAUUACUUUGUAGAAAAUUUCGGUACGGUGAAUAAGUGCAAGGAUUCCAACUCUGAAUAUCAUACUAAGUAUGCUAGUUACUCAAAACAAGAGCUAAAACGAGAACUGAAAGCAUUGAAACGCCAGUCACCUGUUGAUGUAGAGAAUAUUCAGUAUGUGUCAAGAUUACUAAGGAAAUUAACUCAGAAUAAAGGCCAUGAUAAUACUAAAUCUAUUAAUCACGACGAGGAAAUCAAGAAAAAUUUCUGGGCUUAUGCCAAAUCGCAUUUAGAUAGCGCUGACUAUCUGAUACCAACGUUCGAUUUGGCAACUUGCACUAAUUACUUUAAAAACAUUUGGAUGAACGCAUGUCCAUCUCAUGUUUUUUCCCUACCAAAUUGGUUACCGAGACUUUCAGCACCUGUACACGAAUUUAAUUCUACACCUCCAACUUAUGCUAAAAUUACGGCUAUCAUCAAAAGAAUGAAAACAGGUAGCUCUGCGUGCCCGCUUGAUCAGCUCUCAAUUAUUCCCUUUAAAAAAUCUGCAUACCUUAGAUCUUACUUGACAACAAUCAUUCAAAUGGUAUGGAAAUCGGGCCAAAUUCCUGACACUUGGAGAAGAGCUGCAUCAAUUCUUAUUCACAAAAAAGAAUCAACUGACGAUCCUCAAAAAUUUAGACCAAUUACCCUGCAAUCAGUGCCUCUCAAAAUUUUUACAUCAACAAUACGGAAUGCCAUGUAUGAGUUUCUAUCAAAAAACAAUUAUAUUGAAAAUAGGAUUCAAAAAGGAUUUACUCCGGGAAUGUCCGGCACGUUUGAACAUACGGCCCAUUUAGCGUACUUAAUUAGACGAGCGAAAAAACAACAAAGAUCUCUAACAAUAGCACUACUUGACUUAAGAAAUGCAUUCGGCGAAGUCCACCAUAAGCUGAUUCAAACAGUACUAAAAUAUCAUCAAAUCCCCGAGCAUUUUCAAAAUUGUAUUGCAAACCUCUAUACUGACUUCCGUACCGUAGUGGUUACGGAAAAAUAUCUAACACCGUUCCUUAAAGUCAGUAAAGGAGUGCUACAAGGAGAUUGUUUGAGCCCGUUGUUGUUCAACAUGGUAAUGAAUACGUUUAUUCAAUACAUUAAAACGGAUCAGUUUUGUCAACUCGGAUUUAAUGCUGGGCAGCCGUUUCUAACCCCCAAACAUUGGUUUCAAUUUGCCGAUGACGCGGUGAUAACAACAGGUGAGGAGUACGAGACACAAAUAUUACUGAAUGCAUUCACCAUGUGGUGUAAUUGGGCAAAAAUGACGCUAAGAGUCGACAAAUGCAAGUCAUUCGGAAUUAUCAAAAGGAACUCAUUAUCCAAGCAGUAUUUUCCGAAAAUUUACGUUAACCACGGCUUAAUUACAGCGGUAAAGGGGAACGAAAGCUUUUGUUAUCUCGGUAGAUUUUACAACUUCCCGAUGGAUAACGUAGAACAUAAACAGUUCUUGCUGUCUGAGACUAGUAGCAUCUUAGAAAAAAUCGAUCGUCUCCCUCUACACUCAAAAUUUAAGCUUGAGUUAUAUAUGAAAUAUCUGCUCCCGAAAAUAUCUUGGCAUCUCACUAUUGCAGACAUUGAUAGAACAUGGAUAAAGCAAACUUUAGACACAAUGUGCCACAAUAAAUUUCGGACAUGGCUUGAGAUACCACCAAACGGCACCCUUGACAUAUUGCUUCUUGGGAAAUCCAAAUUCGGUUUCGACAUCAUUGAUGUAUCAACAAAAUUCACUGAAUGUCAAGUAAUUUUGCGAAAUAAAUUAAAAGACUCGAGUUGUCUAGACACCCAAAACCUUUUCUACGCAUCUAGCUCAAACUGUAAUGUGCAGUACGAUGGUUUCUCCACCCCAAAACAGGUUGCCAAAGAAAUUAGGAAAGAUAAGAUCUUUAAUAUUGAAAGCAAGCUAACGUCGCAGAGUCUUAUAAUUAAGUCGAUUUGGAGAGAUGCUUUCCAGGGUACAGCGAAAGAUUGGCACUCGGCAGUUGACAAACUCCCUAAAAACAUAUACAACUUCGUAACUAGAUAUUUAAAUAACACCCUACCUACAUUAACAAACAUGGUUUUGUGGAAGAAAGCUCAAAAUAAUCUGUGUCAUUUCUGCUUGAAUGUGCAAACACUACAACAUAUAGUGUCUUCUUGCAAAACAUCCCUGGACGAAGGUCGAUACACAUGGAGACAUAAUUCAGUGCUGAAACACCUAGCAACGUACAUAUCUAGUGUCAGAAGGGACUUUCACGUUUAUGCAGACAUUUCUGGUUUUGAUAAUCCAUCUGUGAUCACAGGCUGUAAUGACCGACCAGACUUGGUAAUAUCAGACAACAACCAAAAUAUAUAUGUUAUUGAAUUGACAAUCGGCUUUGAAACUAAUAUGGCAAAAAACUGUUUAAGGAAAAGGGAACGAUACAAGGAUCUUUGUAACUUUUUAAGAGAACGAUUUAACAAAGUAACGUAUUUUAACUUAUGCAUGGGCGCGAUUGGAGUUUUAAGUCAUGAAUGUAAACAGUUCUAUGACUUUUUGGACCGCGAAGUAAGAUUAAGCGAUAUGCAAAGAAAAUUCAUCAUUAGAAAACUAACCGGCUGCUGCAUAAGGACAAGUUAUUAUAUAUUUUGUUCUAGAAACAGACAAUGGUCUUGCCCUGAACUUUUAUAUUGGUAGGAUUCAUGCUGUCAUGUGUAUGUACAGUUAUCUUAUUUGACACUGUCUACGUUGUUACCUUACGAACGUAUUUUAAAAUAACCAUUGUAAUAGCAUUUCUGUAGAAAUUCCAUUUUGAUGAUUUGUAAAUAUUUUAAGCUUAGUUUAACAUUGUAUUCUUUUCUUAAUCUUUUGUACCAUAAUGUAGCCAGGUUGCCUAUAAUACUUUAGUGAGAGCUGGUUACUAAUAUUUGUAUGAAAUGAAAUAAAAUGUGUUUACAUUAUUAUUAUUAUUAUUAUUAUUAUUAUUAUUAUUAUUAUUAUUAUUAUUAUUAUUAUUAUUAUUAUUAUCCAAUCUGUCCUUGGCUAUCAUCACAUCCCUAAUCACAUGAAUAAUUUAAUAAAAAGCUUAUACGCUGAUUUUAAAACUUCCGUAAUUACGUCUCAGUUCCGUACCCGUUUUAUACCUGUUGGCCGUGGUGUAUUGCAAGGUGACUGUCUUAGUCCUCUACUAUUUAAUAUGUGUUUCAACACAUAUAUUCAGCAUAUCAAAGCUGAAAAGUACCGUCAGUUCGGUUUCUCCCUCCAACUUCUUAAUCCAAUCCACUGGUUUCAGUUUGCCGAUGAUGCUGCGGUUAUUACCGGUCAAGAGUCGGAAAAUCAACAUCUCCUUAAUCGAUUCUCUAUCUGGUGUCAAUGGUCCAACAUGGUUGUUAGAGUUGAUAAAUGUAGCGCAUUUGGCAUCAAAAAAGUUUUAUCAAAAUCUGCCCAGUACCUGCCGAAGCUUUUGAUCAAUAAGGAUCUCAUACCAACGAUUAAGACUGGAGAAUCAUUUGAGUAUUUGGGACGACACUUCGACUUUAGCAUGACUAAUGAAAAACAUAAAUCUAAACUGAUCUCCCUCAUUGAUGAACUAAUGUCCGAAAUAGAUCUUAAACCUCUUCACCCAAAAAACAAAAUUUUACUUUACAGUCGUUAUGUUUUGUCGAAACUAUCCUGGCAUUUUACUGUUGCUACGAUAUCUAAAACUUGGGUAGUCGAAAAUAUCGAUUCUCCGGUGAACAAGUACGUCCGAAAAUGGCUGGAAGUUCCUAUAUCUGGAACAUUAAGUAACAUCUUUCUAACCCGUAAUAAGUUUGGUCUAAAUAAUUAUCAUCCCUGCAUCCGUCAAGUUCAUUCAGUGUCAAACAGUUCUACGCAAUGCCCUAAAAACAUCUCCAAACGAUUCAAUUAA
This is a messenger RNA of Paramuricea clavata, 4435 nucleotides long. NCBI's taxonomy places the organism in Eukaryota, Metazoa, Cnidaria, Anthozoa, Malacalcyonacea, Plexauridae. The record is from the annotation of a GenBank genome assembly.